Molecule: messenger RNA, 1272 nt
Organism: Leptonychotes weddellii (Weddell seal)
Lineage: Eukaryota; Metazoa; Chordata; Mammalia; Carnivora; Phocidae
Source: RefSeq, a predicted model, not a curated record
AUGCCGAGAUUUGAGAAUGUGAAAAACUGUGUCAAACUUAUGCUUCUUACUAUUUCUGAAGAUUUAAAUGUGAAAAGUAAUGUGUCCUAUUCUUUUAUCAGAAGUAUUGCUGGAUCCCCUCCAGAAACAAUCAUUGUUAACCAGUUCCUUGACUAUCCUUCCAUAAAGAUUUUAUACAUGCCCAAGUAUAGGCAUUCUGCACCUUGUCAUGUAUCUUUCUACCUAAUAGCAUAUACCGUGGAGCGCGUCGUGCUGGCCGUCUCGGCGCUGCGCUUGUGCCGCGCGCACCAGAGCCCCAAGGCGGGCUGCGUGGGGCUGUGCGCGCAGCUGCACCUCUGCAAGUUCUUGGUCUACGGGGCCUGCAAGUUCAUGAGGGCCGGGAAGAACUGUAGAAACAGUCACAGCUUGACGACAGAUCACAACCUGAGUGUGCUGAGAACUCACGGUGUUGACCACCUCAGCUACAGUGAGCUCUGCCAGCUUUUGUUUCAGAAUGACCCCUGGCUUUUGCCAGAGAUCUGUCUUCAUUAUAACAAAGGAGAUGGACCAUACGGCUCUUGUUCCUUUCAAAAGCAGUGUAUCAAACUCCAUAUUUGCCAGUAUUUUUUACAGGGCGAAUGCAAGUUUGGCACUAGCUGUAAGAGAUCACAUGAUAUCUCUAAUGCUGAGAAUCUGGAAAAACUGGAGAAGCUGGGCAUGAGCUCAGAUCUGGUGAGCAGGCUGCCUUCCAUUUACAGAAAUGCUCAUGACAUCAAGAAUAAGAACUCCACCCCCAGCAGAGGGCACCCUCCUACCCCGGGCCCACAGGGGACUUCUGAAAGAAGAGAUAGUUCAGGUUCUGUGUCCCCAAACACAGCUAACCAAGAGGAGAGUGAUCAGAUCUGCUUGUACCAUAUCCGAAAAAGUUGUAGCUUUCAAGUCUUUAAAAGCCACCCAAGCAAUUCAGGACUACUUUCACUUUGUAAAAGAGUCCAAUAAUACAGAGUAAAGUCUGAAGCCCUCCUUCAGCCUUCCCCAAAGGUAAACACGUGCUGUGUGGUCAUGAUGCUUGUUUUGCAUAUUUUUCAACAGAUGGGUACAUGUGAUAGGUACUCCUUAACGUGCUUUCUUUACUUAACAUUGUGUCUUGGGGAUUUUUUUCCACCUUAGUGUGUGUAAGUCCACCUUAUUUUUAAAAGCAACUGUAGUAUCCAGUUAGAGUGAUAUUCCACUGAGCAUCUGAGUACGCAUGUGUAUUUCCAUACCUCGGUUCCUGGAAGCUGGAAUGCUAGC